AUGACAUUUGGUGAUUUUAAUUAUAUCUGUAAUCAAACAGCAUUACCACUAUGUCAAGUGGUUUCAUUCACAAAACCAACAGAUUAUCAACAUCUGAAUAAUGGUAUAGUACCGAUUUGUUAUGCAAGAUCUAUUGAAUUAGCAAAUACUGUUAUUUUCCAAAUUGGUAAUGCAUUUGCAAAUAUAGCAGGUUUAGGUGUUUUCCUUAUUAUUAUUUAUCAUAUUAGAUCCAAAUAUACUGCUAUUGGUAGAUUAGAGAUGUUAUUUUAUUAUAAUUUAUUAUUAGCUUUAAAUGUUUGUUCAUUAGUUGUUGAUUGUGGUGUUAGUCCACCAGGUUCAAAAUCUUAUCCAUAUUUAGUUGCAGUUCAAUUAGGUUUAAUAUCGGCUUCAUGUUGGGCUUUAAUGAUUUGUGGUCUUUUAGGUUUUAGAAUAUGGGAAGAUGGUACGAAGAGAUCAAUGUGGUUUAUUAGAUUAAGUUCUUUUGCUUAUGGUGGUCUGACAUUUAUUAUUUCAUUAUUAACAUUUCAAGAUUGGAUUAAAAAUGGUACAUUAGAUCGUUCAAAUACAAUGGGUCUUUUCGUAUUAAGUUAUUUAUUCAAUGCAAUCUUAUUAGCUACAUUUAUUGUUUGUCAAACUUUAUUAGCCAUCUUCCUUAUUAAAAAUUAUUGGGUUAUUGGUGUUAUUGCAUUAGUUGUUAUAUCAUUUGUUGCAGGUCAAGUUAUAUUAUAUGGAUUUUCAAGACAAAUUUGUGAAAAUGUUAAACAUUAUCUUGAUGGAUUAUUCUUUGCAAGUCUUUGUAAUAUUUUUGCAAAUAUGAUGCUGUAUAAAUUUUGGGAUAUGACUACUGAUGAUGAUUUAGAAUUUAGUAUUAGUAUAAAUGAAGAUGGUGAUGUGCUGUAUGCUGAUAAAUAA
Molecule: messenger RNA, 912 nt
Organism: Hansenula ciferrii
Lineage: Eukaryota; Fungi; Ascomycota; Saccharomycetes; Phaffomycetales; Wickerhamomycetaceae
Gene: CHS7
Product: Chs7p
Exons: 1
Coding region: 1-912 (303 amino acids)
Biological process (GO): protein folding
Cellular component (GO): endoplasmic reticulum membrane
Source: RefSeq, a predicted model, not a curated record